Morus notabilis is the source of this 673-nucleotide messenger RNA. Its product is annotated as 60S ribosomal protein L27a-3. The coding region runs from base 60 to 500 and encodes 146 amino acids. Gene Ontology annotation, cellular component: cytosolic large ribosomal subunit; ribosome. NCBI's taxonomy places the organism in Eukaryota, Viridiplantae, Streptophyta, Magnoliopsida, Rosales, Moraceae. Gene Ontology annotation, biological process: translation. Gene Ontology annotation, molecular function: structural constituent of ribosome. The transcript has a single exon. The record is from RefSeq and is a predicted model, not a curated record.
CAUAUUUUUCUUCGCCGUAGCCCCAAUUCACACAACCAGAGCUUCAUCUCCAGAGAAAAAUGACGACGCGAUUCAAGAAGAACCGGAAGAAGAGGGGCCACGUGAGCGCCGGGCACGGCCGGAUCGGGAAGCACCGGAAGCACCCCGGCGGUCGGGGAAACGCCGGAGGAAUGCACCACCACCGGAUCCUGUUCGACAAGUACCACCCGGGGUACUUCGGGAAGGUCGGCAUGAGGUACUUCCACAAGCUCCGGAACAAGUUCUACUGCCCCAUCGUCAACAUCGACAAGCUCUGGUCCAUGGUUCCCCAGGACGUCAAGGACAAGGCCUCCAAGGACAAUGUCCCCCUCAUCGACGUCACCCAGUUCGGCUACUUUAAGGUUUUGGGGAAGGGCGUCUUGCCGGAGAACCAGCCGGUCGUCGUCAAGGCCAAGCUCGUCUCCAAGAUCGCCGAGAAGAAGAUCAAGGAGGCUGGCGGGGCUGUUGUUCUCACGGCUUAGGUUUUUUAUUUUUCUUUUUAUUUCUGAUCGAGAAAUGGUGUUUGUUUGUUUGUUUUUCUUACUUUUGGUUUUUGUUAUGAGUUAGUUUAGUUUUUUAUUUUGUUGCGCAUUUGGAAUUGGACCGGUUAUUGGUAAUUACCCAAUGGGAAAUGCUAUUACAGAUUUUGAUAGAA